GACCAUCUGGGGAGGUCAGCCUCAUCAUCCAGCUAUAGUCAGAGCCCUGGGCUUCCCUGACACUAUCUUCACCAUGAGUGGGUGCCCCUUUUUAGGAAACAACUUUGGAUAUGCUUUUAAACCACUCUCUGCACAAGACAAUGAAGAAGACAAAUCACAGGCCGGUGUGAAUAGAGCCCAGAAAGGAGGACUUAUCUACGGAAACUACCUGCAAUUGGAAAAAGUUUUGAAUGCACAGGAGCUUCAAAGUGAAAUAAAAGGAAAUAAAAUCCACGAUGAACAUCUUUUUAUCAUAACUCAUCAAGUUUAUGAACUCUGGUUUAAGCAGAUCCUGUGGGAAUUAGACUCUGUUCGUGAGAUCUUUCAGAAUGGCCAUGUCAGGGAUGAGAGGAACAUGCUAAAGGUGGUUACCCGAAUGCAUCGAGUGGUGGUGAUCCUCAAACUCUUGGUCCAGCAGUUUUCCGUCCUGGAGACCAUGACAGCCUUGGACUUCAAUGACUUCAGAGAGUACUUAUCCCCGGCGUCCGGCUUCCAGAGUCUGCAGUUCCGCCUGUUAGAAAACAAGAUAGGGGUUCUGCAGAGCUUGAGGGUCCCUUACAACAGAAGACACUACCGCGACAACUUCAGAGGGAAGGACAACGAACUUCUGCUGAAGUCCGAGCAGGAAAGGACGCUUCUGCAGCUGGUGGAGGCAUGGCUGGAAAGAACCCCAGGUUUAGAGCCGCAUGGAUUUAACUUCUGGGGCGAGCUUGAAAAGAACAUUGUCAAAGGUUUGAAAGAAGAAUUCACAAAGAUUCAGGCUAAGGAAGAGUCAGAGGAAAAGGAGGAACAAAUGGCUGAAUUUCAGAAGCAGAAAGAGGUAUUACUGUCCUUAUUUGAUGAGAAACGUCAUGAGCAUCUCCUUAGUAAAGGAGAAAGACGGCUAUCGUACAAAGCACUUCAGGGGGCCUUGAUGAUAUAUUUUUACAGGGAAGAGCCCAGGUUCCAGGUCCCUUUCCAGCUCCUGACUUUCCUCAUGGAUGUGGACUCACUCAUGACCAAGUGGAGAUAUAACCACGUGUGCGUGGUGCACAGGAUGCUCGGCAGCAAGGCGGGCACCGGCGGGUCCUCUGGGUACCAGUACCUGCGCUCCACCGUGAGUGACAGGUACAAGGUAUUUGUAGAUUUAUUUAAUCUCUCAACAUAUCUGGUUCCCCGACACUGGAUUCCGAAGAUGAACCCAGUCAUUCAUAAGUUCCUUUACACGGCUGAAUACUGUGACAGCUCUUACUUCAGCAGUGAUGAAUCAGAUUAAAAUCAUCUGCAAAAAUCCAUGAAGAAUAUUGCUUUCUCAGUCUGCAUUUUAAAAAUUUUCUAUGAAUUUUCAUGACUAUACAGAGUCCUAAUGUAAUAUAUGUACUUACAUAUAUAUAUAUAUAUAUAUAGCAUAUAUUAAACAUAUAGCACUGUAGAGCUGAUUCAAACCUAGAAAUAAUUUUAUCACCUCAUGUUUGUGAUAACAGACUAAACAUUAAGAUAAGAAAUUCAGUUAAAUUAUAACAAUGUACAUAGUGUGUUUUCCUAUUAAAAACAAUAUCCUAGUACUUAUCUUAAUGUAACCAUGUAAUGUAAUGGUUAUCUCAUUUCAAACUUUGUAAGCUUGUAAACUUCAGCUGUUUCAAAUAUUUUAUGUAAUAAAAUGUGUCAUUCUGUACAAAGAGGUGUUCAGUCAAACAUUUUUGCAAGUAUUAAAAUUGUUUUUGAUAUGUAUUCUUUUGGAAACAUAGAUUGCAUUUGUUAGGACUCUUGGUGACCAAGGACAGAAAUCUAUCUGAAACUUACCUCGAAGUGUUCACUGGGCAGUUACUCCAGGAGAUCCUAUAUGUGAGAAGAGUUUGGGAAACUUGGAGCCCCCAGGGAUGGAUGUGGGCCCUGGAGACCUCAGUUCCUGGCACCUGGGGGGAACUUGGUCUCACCUCUCUUUCUCAGUAGGGGUUGGCCUUGCUCUUCCCAGUUCUGUCCUCAGGCUGCAUCCAGGCUUCAGCACCUCUAGACUCCCAGAGGGAAAAGUGCUCUUCCCAGCCCCAAGACUCAUGAUCUGGGAGGCAGAGUGCACCCUAAGGCACAGCAGAAUUGAGGUGACCAGGGGUAUUCUUUCCAGAAAACAGGAGAGAGAUAAACUAAGAAAUGACCAAGUUCAUUUGUCAUGAAAAGUGUGAGACCCAGAGUUUAGAUCAGACAGGAGUGCCUUUCUUCUCUUUCUAGGAUGGCCUGGCAAUACUUAGUGGAAUUUCUGUUAUGAAAAUAUUUAAAAAAAAAGUUGGGAUGUAGAGUAACCUUGACCUAGGGUGAUUAUCUCUGUAAGAAGCAGGUUCUUGAUGGAACUGAACUAUUCUUUGGUCUCAAUUGCAACUUUUCUUAUAAGAAUCAUACUGUCUAGUUUAUCUCUAAAUUACAUAUAAUUGCUUUUGCCUAUAUGUGUGUGUGUAUACUUAUGUAGUAUCUGAUGGUGGUUAGGCUGAAAAAUCCAAAGACAAAUAGCAUGGUGGCCAAUGGUAGUCCCUUAAGUUUGACAGUAAAUGCAUCUAUUAAUUACCUAUUUUGAUACAACGAGGUUAAUGCCCAGUUUCCUAUCUGUUUAAUGGGGUCAAAGUUUACAAGUUUUGCUUUUUCUCAUGAAGUAGUGAAGAAAUAUGUUAAUGGAUGUUCUGUCACCAAGAUGCCUUGGAAGUUUGAAAUAAAUGUUAUUUGUCAAGACUUA
Odocoileus virginianus texanus is the source of this 2740-nucleotide messenger RNA. It is a transcript of the gene TDO2, whose product is annotated as tryptophan 2,3-dioxygenase. Gene Ontology annotation, molecular function: metal ion binding; heme binding; L-tryptophan 2,3-dioxygenase activity. The record is from RefSeq and is a predicted model, not a curated record. Lineage: Eukaryota; Metazoa; Chordata; Mammalia; Artiodactyla; Cervidae.